UGUCACCUGAACCAGGUGGAGCUGUCGCUUUGAGACAUCCAAAAAGUUUGUCUGAAAAUCACAUGAUGUCUGUGGUCAGAGUGCCGAUCCCUUACUUCUUAUCAAGAUGUCACAGAGAUAGAAUAUCUGUCUUAGCAAAGACUCCAUUAGGCUCCACCAGUGUACCGAAACUGGACUGUCAUCACCAUAGUCCAAAAUAACUUCAGAUACAGUAAGACAACCUGCCAAAGGUUUCUAUAUGUGUACUGCUAUAGAACAGACACACUGGCAAAGAGCCAUGUUGUCUGUCCUGGUGACCUCAGACAGUGUGCAGCUUUUAACCUGCCGGGUUAGACUGCUGAUGUGACCGAAACACUGAGAAAAUGUGAAGCUGGUCGUGAGUUUCACAAGGGGCUCGAAUACCGGAGAUGCACAAAAGCGAGUGGGACAGACGAGACGGGAGGUUUCAGCUCGAGGAGAACGAUAAGCCGUUUCAAUGCGGCAUGAUAGCAGAAUUUGUUACCAAUCAGAUAUUACCAGAUGCAGUGUACACAAUGUGGUUGCUGUCUGACAGCAGCUCACGGUUUCCUCAGUCUGAACUCAGACUGUGAGCAGCAAUGGGGUUAUUCGGCUUUGCUAUACUGACACAUCUCCUCCUGAAAUGCUACGGGCAUACUUAUUUCUAUCAUCAGACGGAUGACAAUGAUGAUGAUAGUAAGAUCACCUUGUCCUGUAAGGCUUCUCUCUGGCGGAUUGACAACCAGGUGGAUUGUGAUUGGGAUGAAAGCCAGACAAUGAUAACUGACACAGUUCCCUGCUCACAAGGAUGUGGUGGAGAACUGAACAGCCAGGUGGAUUUAGACAGAAGGCAGAAAGAAAUAACUCCCAAUGGGUCCCACCCAGAAGGAAGUGGUCUACAAGGUCCUCUGUGCUGUUGCUCAACAGAAUGUGGUGAAGAUGGAACAUACCAAAUAGAAGCAAGAAGUGGAUUCUAUGCUUGUGUCUGUGAUUGCACUUUUCAGCCAAUAUACUCAUUCAACCCUCACCCUGAUGUUGUGGACACUUACAUUGUAGCUGUUGGAGGUACACAAUUUGAGCAUGAGCUGCCAACUCAACAGAAUGUAACUGAAGGGUCAGCCAUCCUUCUAAGCUGUCUCUUCACAAUCCACCGUCGUUGGUCCUAUGUGAUCUACUGGCUGAAGGUGAACAGUGGAAAUGGGAGAGCCACCUGCAUAUCGUCCUGCAGCAGUGAGGGCCGUCAUGACCAGAUCUGCUCUGAAGACGCACGCUUCACCUCACCAGGUCCUUCAAGACGUAACCUGCACUGGACCUCUCAUGAUGUCAGUAUCAACAAUAGCCAGCUUAACGACAGCGGUGUUUACGUGUGUGUCCUGAACAAGCUGAAGAGACGGAGAAAAAACAACAUUGAUGGACAAAACACACAGGACCAAAGUGAGCUGGACACAGAAGACAGAAAGAGAAAAAGACACUGGAUUGUAAUACGCAGCAUCACAGUCAAUGUGACAAGGAACAGCCAACCAGAGCCAACCAGGAAGAAGCCAGGAGCUGAUGUGGGCUGGUAUGUGGCUGGUGCAGUCCUGCUCAUCAUUCUAAUUGCUGUCAUACUUUUGCUUGCAAGACAAAAAAUGAAGAGCAACAAAGCAAGUCAAUCUCUAAUGAUGCAAAGGAGUUGCCAUGGGGACCAAGGCACCACUGAGCCAGACUGCGCUCCCUAUGCAGUGGGCGUCCGGCAGCAUGAACCGUACUCAGUAGUACACAUCAGGAAACAGACGGACAGUGUUGGGUCCACUCCAGCAGGACCCAGUGGACAGUCCUCAGAUGUGCCUGAACCAUAUUCAGUGGUUCAUUUCAGACCGCAGCCGGACAGUGUUGGGUCCACUCCAGCAGGACAGACUGCAGACGUGCCAGAAACCUAUUCAGUCAUCACACCCAACAACACACAGUGA
This is a messenger RNA of Alosa sapidissima (American shad), 1946 nucleotides long. RefSeq lists its product as uncharacterized. NCBI's taxonomy places the organism in Eukaryota, Metazoa, Chordata, Actinopteri, Clupeiformes, Clupeidae. The record is from RefSeq and is a predicted model, not a curated record. The coding region runs from base 597 to 1946 and encodes 449 amino acids. Gene Ontology annotation, molecular function: oxidoreductase activity. The transcript is spliced from 8 exons.